GGAUUACCACAUAUUGCUCCGGUGCACCUUGCCCGGAAGUGGAAACGUGAAAAAGUGCGAAUUACCCCCACACAGCUCCUCUGACAUAUCUUAAGUACAUCAAAAUGUACAAAACAGUUAGAAAGGGAGACGCGAGUCUGCAAUACACGAUACUUCCUCAAACGGAUCAAUUUACUUCGAGUGGACUUCCAUUACAAACGGCUCGAAAAAGCCGAUUGAAGCUCAUGAAGUACUCAAUGGGUACUUUGUUGAUCCUUCUGAUUCUUUCCUGCAUUGUCACACCCUUUCUGGUAAAUCAGACUGAACGAGACAUUUUCAUAAACAGCAUGUUAGCUGUCGGAAGGACCCAACAUGAGACUCGGAUUAGGAAUUCGACCAACAUCCUGACACCUGAGGAAGCGAAUGAAAAUAGAGAAAUGAGUUUAAUCGUCUCGAAAAUUAUUUCCAAGCUGGAUGCUUCCAGGGAAAGGAAUUACAUAGAGGUAGAGACUUCCACGCAAUCUGUAACGUCCAAAAACAACGAGCAGCAAGAUUCCGAUUUCACGAUAUCUGAUAUGAAUCCAGUUACAGAUCGACCUCAAAUUUUGUCAACGUUCAAAACAAAUUUCCGAAAAAGUUUAUAUUCCACAUUGCCAUUGACGUCGGCACCAAUAUUAUCAUCAUCAAUUUCUUCUUCGUCAUCAACACCAAUUGCAAUGACCUUAAGUUCAUCGACAUUUGCAACCUCUUCUUUGGAAUUAAAAUCCAUGGUUACGAAUGGUCCCCAAAAACUAAAAAUGCCAAGAGUGACUUUGAAAUUAAGAGAAAAUGAGACAAUUCCUCAAAUGUACAUGAAGGCUGGAAUAGCUUCUUAUAAAAAGGGAAACAUAACUACGAGCGUUUUAGCCCGUGGUUUGAGUUUAGAGGGAUUGAUUUUUAAAACUCCGGAAGGGACGAUUAAACCCUGGCCUCAGAAAUGGCCUUUUGACUGGAUGCCUUCUGAUCCGCGGUGGCAGGGUACAGGAUUCACCCUCCCAAUGUUGAACACAAUUUUCAGCAUUCUGGGAGCUCUAGUUGGAUUAUUAUGUUUAUCAUCCCUCGUCCUGCUAUUUUUGUUACGAUUAUCACGAAGGAAGCGAAUCAACGUCGAGGAACCGGAAGUCGAGGCUCAUGAGGAUAAAUCAACACUUUUAGGAAUGGAAAAUCAUGAGGCAGAAGAAAAAGAGUGAUCGAGAGUAAGCACCAAAAAUCGCACAAAAUGUGAUUUUGUUUAAUCAGGAAUUCCAUUAUUUUUACAAAAAAGGAACUCAAAUUUAAUGUGGACAUUCUUUUUUCAAAAUAUAAUUUAAUUUACAAUUAAUCAAGAAUCAAAAAAUCUCGUUUUUAAACAUAAAUCAAUGUCCUUAAAAAAAGAUCUGAAUGUUACAUGUUUUGACCCGCCAACGCAAAGUGCAAUGCCCUCAAGAAUCCUUUUCUGAUUACAAAUCGGAAGAUAAUAGGAUCGUAUUGGAAAAAGGCGUUUCGCAGCAAUUUUAUUUCUGAUAUAUUUCCUCGAUGAUGCGGGUUACGUGCUUGGAAUUUAAUUAUUUUAAAUAGAGACCUGAAUUUGAAUGUAAAACUCCUGUUUCUCCAAUAAAAGGAAUUUUCUAUCAAAGUCAGAUGUUUAGGAAAAGUAAUGAUAGGCUAAGGUCAGCUAAGCUAUCUAUAAAAUUAUAAUUUAGUGCUCGACAAUUAUUUAUCUAAAAUUUUACCAUCAUAUGCUCCUCAAACUAUCACAUUUUUGUAGAAUCUUUUCUACUUUAAGACAAUUUUUUAUUUAAAGACUCUUCGCGAUUCUCCACUUUUCUAUUUUGCGAGAUAGAAACAUACAUCACUCAUUCAUGAAAAUUAAAAAGUUGACCCACAUGACAAUACAAAAUAUCAAAUUUUUAAUUAGAAGUGUCAUUUUUUGGGUCACUUUAAACUUAUAGUUUAACAAAAAAAUUUCCUGGCCAUCCGGAGGUGGUUUAUCAAGAAAGAAUGCUGGAAUUGAAACUGAAUCGUAGUGGGAAAACAUAUUUUUUUAACCUUCGGAUAGUCGUAGAAAAAUCAUAGUAGGUCAAAAUAUUCUCUGCUGCGAGUGAUUCUAAACUUUAUAUUACAAUAAAUUUCAUAUUAUCAUAUUACCUUGAUAAUUUUGAACUGAAAGCAUUUAAAAUUUUUAAAAAUCUAUGAAAUGAUUUUGAAUUGAGAAAGUUCUAAUUCAAAAUAUUUGAGAUA
This is a messenger RNA of Belonocnema kinseyi, 2238 nucleotides long. RefSeq lists its product as uncharacterized. Lineage: Eukaryota; Metazoa; Arthropoda; Insecta; Hymenoptera; Cynipidae. Bases 105 to 1208 code for a protein of 367 amino acids. The transcript has 4 exons. The record is from RefSeq and is a predicted model, not a curated record.